Molecule: messenger RNA, 5550 nt
Organism: Mucor velutinosus
Lineage: Eukaryota; Fungi; Mucoromycota; Mucoromycetes; Mucorales; Mucoraceae
Exons: 3
Coding region: 1-5550 (1849 amino acids)
Cellular component (GO): myosin complex; cell septum; cell periphery
Molecular function (GO): ATP binding; chitin synthase activity; cytoskeletal motor activity
Source: RefSeq, a predicted model, not a curated record
AUGUCGAUGAAUAGACGCUCAUUGCAUGCUCAACCACCAGCAACAACACCACGACCCAAUGAUGCCAUCAAUGACCUUUCCUCUGUAGACAACCUGACAGACAAGCAACUGACUGACAUUCUAUACCAAAAGUUCUUGAACUACAACGUCUACAGCGACAUUGGCGCAUGCCAUCUUGUUGCAGUGAAUCCGUUCAAAGAGCUUGCACAAAACGAUGCACAGACCAGCGAUGACUAUGUCACCGCGUACAAGGACAUGCCUGCUGCUGGUUCAACGACGCAUCCCAUCAUCAGCAACAAGUUGAACCCUCACGUCUUUGAGCUUUUGAAUCGUGCUUAUUUCCACAUGAGACGCACUGGCAAUGACCAAUCCAUCUUUCUAUGUGGUGAAUCUGGCACUGGAAAAACAGAAAUAAGCAACCUGGUCAUUCAACAUUUGAUUCGACUCAGUGCCAACAAGAAGCGAUCCAAGGUGCAAAAUCACAUUAUCCAUGGACAAAAAGUAUUGAGAGCGUUUGGCUCGGCAAAGACGUGCUUCAACGACAAUUUCGCAUCUCGUUAUGGCGUGUACAUUGAAACCCACUACAAUGAACGUGGUAAAAUGGUCGGCGCCAAGACACUGCACUACUUUUUGGAGAAAUCUCGACUCUGCCAUGGCAGUAAAUUGAGCGAAGGCAACUUUAACGUUUUUUAUUGGCUUUUGGCCGGAACCGAACCCGAUGAAAAGCAAGUGCUGCAACUCAAAGACGACCCCAAAGCCUAUCUCUAUCUGGCUAAAUAUGGACGCAUGUUGCAAUCGGGUGAUGCGGAUGAAUACAACCAACUAAAGGAUGUAAUGCGAGCUGCUGGUUUUAGAGGCCAGCAUUUCAACCACAUCAUUCAAUUGCUGGCGGCUAUCUUGCAUUUGGGCAACAUUGUGUUCACGGAUCCUGCUGGUGGUGUGGGUGCUACUGAGGAGUCGGCGGCCAUCAAGAACAGAGAUACGCUGGAGAUUGUUACUGAAUUACUGGGCCUGGAUACGCGGGCAUUAGAGAGUGUCUUGUGCUUCAAGACAGCCAUGGUUGGCAAGGAUGUCACUACGUUGAUUCUGAAUGCGGAACAGGCAGCUGCGCAACGAGAUGAACUAGCACAGACACUGUACUCGCUACUGUUCUCCUGGCUGGUGGAGCAUAUUAACCAAAAGACCUACACAGAUCAGUUCAAUAGCUUCAUUGGUAUCCUGGAUUUCCCUGGCACACAGCCCUCUGGAUUCGGGUCCGUUGGAUUUGAGCAGUUUUGCAUCGACUAUGCCAAUGAGAGAAUAUACAACUUUAUCAUGAACCGCACAUUUGAACCAGACGAUGCUGAAUUCCAGGCAGAAUCCAUCCACGUACCCCAAGUCGACUUUACCAACAACACAGCCUGCAUUGAUUUGUACGAGAAGCCUACACGAGGCAUCAAUGCCAUUCUCAACAAAAUGUCAGAAAAGACCAUCAGUGGAAAACGCCUCUUUACAGAUGCCAAUGCCAUGGAGGCCAUCACCAAAUAUAACAGCGACAACCCGUCAUUUGCAUGCAAGCUAUCUGAUACCAACGCACGCCAAUUUGCCAUUCAGCACUACUCUGGUCAAGUGACCUACGAGCCCACUGGUUUCAUCACUAAAAACAACAACCAGCUGCUGGUGGACAUCAUUGCCUUGAUCCGUGGCAAUGCAGACAUGCCUGCGUCCUGGAAUAGCUUUGUGUUGGAUCUCUUUUCAGAUGAAAAUCUAGCCAUUGAUAGCCAUCCUUUAGGGGGCAUGUCAGCCCUGGUCGCAGCACAGCAGUCAGCCAAGCCAACGCGAUUGCCAUCUAUGAGGAAAAGUCAGCGCCGAGCAAAUCAAGAGAAGCAAGAGGCCGCCUUUACGGCAACAGACACCAGUGGCAAGAAAACGGUGCUUGCUCAAGUGCAGUCUGCCAUUGAUGAUCUGGUCAACUCGUUCCAAGAAGCCACCAUGUGGUGUGUGUACUGCAUUCGCCCCAAUGCCACUGCCAGUACCACGCAGUUUGACAAUCUGCUAGUGCAAUCACAAGUCAAGACGUUCCAUCUGGAUAAGAUAGCAGCCAAGAUGCAGCAUUUUUACAUGAUUUCUGUGCCGCACACAAGCUUCUUGUCGAGAUAUGCUGUGCCGUUUAGCAACAUGGGGUUGGAUCAUAGUGGUAGUCCACAAGAGCAGUGUGGGUCUGUCAAGGAGAUGCAUCGUUGGACAGACAGAGAUAUGGCCAUUGGCACAAGCAAGGUCUUUUUGAGCUACGCAAGCUGGCACACAUUAGAGGAAAUGUUGAGAGCACUGGAAAAGCAGGAUCAAAGGAGUCUCAAGAUGUUUGAUCCCAAUAUUGGCAUGCCUGCUCUACUGGACACUGAACAAGGCAUGGACUUGCAGACCAGAGAUAUUCCACCCACUGCAUCUACACCUCAUGCUGCUCCUAUGAUGCAGCCAGAAUUCGACAAUGCCACAUCAGACACAUUGCCUCUACCUUCUGUCGCGGGCCACUCAUUGUACUCGGACAACAACAGCCACUAUGCCGAGUCCAGGUUUGGCAACAACUACUUUAACGGGGACAGCUACACAGUAACAGACGGCAGCUUCUCGCCACCGAUGGCACCCCCUACAACAGACCUCGAUGCGACGGAUGAAAAAGAAGGCACCAUGACACCCAGCAGAAAACGAUGGCUAUGGUUUGUGACCCUGAUGACAUGGUGGAUUCCCAAGAUACUUCUGGUGAAAUUGGGCCGAAUGAAGCGUAAGGAUGUCCGUAUUGCAUGGCGAGAAAAGGUGGUACUUUGCAUGAUCAUUACAUGCAUGUGCGGUUUCGUGAUCUGGUUCCUGGUCUUUUUCGGCGAACUCAUUUGUCCCUACCAAAACGUGUAUUCUAUCAAUGAACUGUCGUCGCACAACUCGGAAAAAGAUGGCUAUGUUGCUAUUCGUGGCGAGGUGUUUGACUUGGCUAGUUUUGCACCCCACCAUUACCCCAGCAUCGUGCCUACAAGUGCUGUCUUGAGCUAUGCAGGUAAAGAUGUCUCUGAUUUAUUCCCCAUACAAGUCUCUGAUCUUUGCGAGAACGUGUCACCCUACGUCUCCUUGGACUACAAUCGAAACUAUACCGAUCCCAAUGCCAAAUAUCACGAUUUCAGGUUUGCUUCUGGCAAUUACCGUCCCAACUGGUACUACAAUCAAAUGACCAUGCUGCGACGCAACUACAAAAAGGGUGACAUGAGUGUAGAGUGGAAAGGCAUCCGCGAUCAAGCGCAAGGUGCUUACAAGCUGAAUGGUGUCACCACCACCCGUCAGUGGGGUGUCAUCAACCAACGCAUUUACGAUUUGACGACAUAUCUUAUGGGCGGUCGUUACUUGACUGCUCCCGACAAUGGCACUGUACCCACCGAUGUUAGUACCGACUUUCUGGAUCCGCAGGUGGUGGAGUUGUUUCAAACCAAUGCAGGUACUGAUCUCACUGAAAAGUUCAAUGCGCUCAGUCUGAGUGCGGACCAAAAGAACAGGGAACUGGCUUGCAUUCGCAACCUGUACUUUGUCGGUAUGGUGGAUGAACGUAACUCGACCAAGUGUCAGUUCUCUACCUACUUUUUGCUGGCCGUUACUAUCUGUCUGUGUAUUGUGGUCUUUUUCAAAUUCAUUGCUGCUAUUCGCAUUGGCAGUGCGCGUGUGCCUGAAGAGUUGGACAAGUUUGUCAUUUGUCAAGUCACUUGCUAUACGGAAGACGAAGACUCGCUGCGCAAGACCAUUGACUCGUUGGCGACAUUGCGCUACGACGACAAGCGAAAGUUGAUUGUGGUCAUCUGUGAUGGCAUGAUUAUCGGUAGUGGUAAUGACCGACCUACGCCUCGCAUCGUGCUGGAUAUCUUUGGUGUGGAUCCUCAAGUAGACCCUGAAGCCCUGUCGUUUAUCUCUGUCGGUGAAGGCAUGAAGCAACACAACCGAGCCAAAAUCUACUCUGGUUUGUACGAGAUUGGCGGCCAUGUUGUGCCCUAUCUUGUCAUUGCUAAAGUCGGUGCUCCCAACGAACGUCAAAAGCCUGGUAAUCGCGGUAAACGUGAUUCUCAAUUGGUCUUGAUGCAGUUUCUGAACCGCGUUCAAUACGACGCACCCAUGAACCCAAUGCAACUAGAGGUGUAUCAUCAGAUGCGAAACGUGAUUGGUGUCAGCCCUGAAAUGUACGAAUAUGUGCUCAUGGUGGAUGCAGAUACAGAGGUGAUGCCCACGGGUCUAAACUACUUGGUGUCGAGUAUGUCGCACGACGCCAAGAUUAUCGGUAUCUGUGGUGAGACGACCUUGUCAAAUGAAAAGGACACUUGGGUCACCAUGAUUCAGGUAUACGAGUAUUUUAUCUCUCACCACAUGAUCAAGGCGUUUGAGUCGCUGUUCUCUACAGUCAGUUGUCUGCCAGGUUGCUUUACCAUGUAUCGUAUUCGCACCGUGGAUGGUAAGAGACCUCUGUUUGUCAGCAACGAGGUCAUUCAAGACUACACGGUGAAUGUAGUAGACACACUGCACAAGAAGAACCUGCUGUAUCUUGGCGAAGAUCGUUACCUCACCACCCUAUUGCUCAAGCACCAUCCCAACUACAAGACCAAGUUCAAUGCAGACGCACAGUGCAAGACCAAUGCACCUGACACAUGGAGCGUUCUGAUCUCUCAGCGUCGUCGUUGGAUCAACUCGACUGUGCACAAUCUAGGCGAGCUCAUCUUUCUGCCCAAACUAUGUGGUUUCUGCUGUUUCUCGAUGCGUUUUGUAGUCAUGCUGGACCUUAUCAGUACACUGGUACAGCCUGCUUUGCUGGGCUACCUCGGUUUCUUGAUUUACAAGCUGGUAGAGGCUAAAAACCAGAUCCCAUAUAUUACCAUCAUCACGCUGGGCUGUACGUACGGCUUACAAAUCAUCUUGUUCAUCAUGUAUCGUCGCUGGGAGUACAUUGCUUGGUUCUUUUUGUCUAUCUUGGCAUUGCCUGUGUUUUCGUUCUAUAUUCCCAUCUACUCUUACUGGCACUUCGAUGAUUUCUCUUGGGGUAAUACGCGUGUGGUAGUUGGUGAAAAAGGUAAACAAGUGGCUGUAGGGGAUGAAGGUGAAUUUGAUCCCAAAUCCAUCCCGUUGAUGUCUUGGUCUCAAUAUGAAAAGUUCAUGUUGUCUGAAAAUUACAGCGAUGGGCUAUCUCAGGGCAGUAGCUAUCCUCCUCCACCUGCUCCCAUGUCGGCUCAUGGCGGUGUGUACCCCAAUCACAGUGGUGCUAGUGUGGUCUAUUCCAACUAUGGUGGCAGUCUAUAUGGCAGUCGAUACUCUGUCAAUGGCUACGGCUACUCGGCACCUCCUGGUUCAGUCCACUCUUCAUUUGCUGGUCGAUCCAUGGCAGACGAGCCCAUUGCGCAUGGCCAUCCAUCUGUAGCAAGUGGCAUCAGUGGCUAUGGAAGUCGAAUGCGAUACGGACCCACCAUGAUGCACGAUGCCAUGAGUGAUACCAUGUCUGCCUCCAUGGUCAACAGUUAUUACGCUCAAAAUCAACAACACAAUAGACAAUAA